Molecule: messenger RNA, 1557 nt
Organism: Guyanagaster necrorhizus
Lineage: Eukaryota; Fungi; Basidiomycota; Agaricomycetes; Agaricales; Physalacriaceae
Exons: 4
Coding region: 1-1557 (518 amino acids)
Biological process (GO): endocytosis; eisosome assembly
Cellular component (GO): plasma membrane; eisosome filament
Molecular function (GO): lipid binding
Source: RefSeq, a predicted model, not a curated record
AUGCCCGUUCCAGGUUUCUUACAAUCUUUCGCAGACAGGGCUCAGUCUGCUAUCAAAGAUUCGCCUCUUGCCCAGCGUCUCCCAAGUCAGCAUCGUCCAGGCAGCCCUGAUACAAGCGGCCAGCCAUCUGCCAAUGAAGCCGCGUCCGGUGGCCACAAAUCCCACACUUUAGAGGCAAUCCAGUAUCAGUUACGCAGUCUCGGACAGCAAUACGGUUCGACUUCACCAGUACAAAAGAUCAUCACCAUCGAAAAGGGUGUUGCGAUUGACUUUGAUAGUGUAUCCAGAGACUCCAAGGCACAGAGUAAAGAACUUUACACUUGGGGUCAAUCAGAACUUGACGACCUGAAAGAUGUGACUGAUCGUCUUGCGUACCUUAACUUCGUUCACGGUUCACUUGCCAGCUCUCUUGCGGUGAAGUUGGACACCGCCCGAACGCCACUGAAGCAACUUCGUGAUGCCGAGGUUGCCCUCACACCCCGCCGGAACAUCCGCGCCGGACUACAGACUCAGCUCGCAAGGCUCGAACAUGACAACCCCAAAGGCAUGGAGAAGAAGAUCAACGAACUCAAGGAUCAGAUCAAGAAAGCCGAGUCCGAUGAUCAACCGCAAGAAAGAGAAGUUGAGCUUUUGAAGAGAAAAGGUAUCCGCGAAAGCGAACAAGCCAAAUGGGAUGCUAUCCGUGAGUACGGCGAAAAGCUUAUUCUGUUGUCACAAGCUGCAAGUCCCGUCAUUGCAGUGUUGCCGACGCUUCCACCUACCCAAUCAUCUCCGUACAGCGGCGCCCAAGCCACCGGUGCUGCGCGCGCUUCGUUGCAACGUGCCCUUGAUAAUUAUAAAACUGGGCACAUCAAUCUUCCACCUCAAGUUGCGGAAUCUGACCUCAGUCGAUCUGAUACUCGCAGCUUUGGCGAAAGCCAUGCUAGUGAGCUCUCGAGCAUGACCACCGAUAUUGCCGGUGCCACCAGCCCUGGUAUUCCACUAUCGCCGCCGUUAAAUGCGACCAAGGAAUCUUCACAAGCAGCAUCCGAGCCUACGAAGUACGACCCCCCAUCUUCUCCUCCACAGACCCAACCUCCUCCAAUCAACCCGUCCAACUUGAAUCUCUCGCCGACACCUAUUCCUUCCUCUGGUAGUCCCUCAUUCACGUCUCCCAAUGCGUCCGGUGUCCCAUCGAACCCGUCAAAGCCUAAGCUACCUCCGAUCACGCCCACCAUAGCAGAAACGGGGGUACCCCUGGCUGCCGGUGAAUCGGGACCUGGACCCGCAAGUGGUUCUUUGCAUGGCAUUAAGGCUUCGUCUCCGUCGGGCGGUAAUGGGUUUGUUUCUGCAGAAGAAGAAAAGAGACGACUUGCCGCGACGUAUUCUCAGGCAUACAAUGCGCUGCCUACAUCACAAACGGCCAUUUCUACGCCUGAAAGUGCCGAAGAGGAAAAGAAGAGGCUAGAAAGAGAGGAAAGAGAGAGAAUUCUGAGUGGGAAUCAUGGACCGACGGGGAGCGGAGGCAGUAACGCCAAGAAGGAUGAUGACGAGUUGCCGCCAUACCAGGACAUUUGA